UAAAUUUGUGACACGUUGGCAACACUGCCGCAACAAAUAAAAAGUAAACAAGGCGGCGUCGCGCAAUGACGGAAAAUAGUUCUAGCGAAAGUAAAGAGGAGCAGUCAUUAAAUGGAGAUGCUUUCUUACCGGAGGAACCAACGGCAUUAGCCACUGUAGGUGCUGAAUAUUCCAGCACAGGCAUUGAUUUUGAGGAUACUGUAUCCCUAGACUCGGCCAGCGUCUUAAGCACAACCACUACUACAACAACAACACGCAGCAAAAGCAAGUCGCCAAAUACGCGCAAGUUGAGAAAGUUAUGCCGGCGUGCCAAGGCGCCUAAAAUGGUGCAACCUCUCUACAAGUACAGUUAUCAUGUUCGCGAGGAUCACAAUCACCAGAUCUUUGGUGUGCAGUUUAAUCCCUUUCUGGACAGAAGUCAAGCGGUGUUUGCCACUGUGGGCAAAGAUCGUGUGUCUAUCUAUGAAUGUGUGAAGAAUAACUUGGAGGCUGAGUCUGAUGAAGAGGACGGCAUACGCCUGCUGCAGGUCUACGCAGAUCCGGAUACUGAUGAAAGCUUCUAUACAUGUGCAUGGUCCUAUGAUUCGAUCUCUGGUGAUCCUGUGCUGGCUGCAGCUGGUUAUCGUGGCGUCAUCCGCAUCUUCAAUAUAAUUAAACAUCAGUGUGCUAAGAAUUAUAUUGGACAUGGACAUGCCAUCAAUGAGUUGAAGUUUCAUCCGGUGCUGCCUCAGUUGCUGCUCUCCGGCAGCAAGGAUCACUCGCUGCGCUUGUGGAAUAUUCAAACGGAUGUGUGUGUUGCAGUAUUUGGAGGAGUGGAAGGGCAUCGUGAUGAGGUUUUGUCAAUUGAUUUUGAUUUACGCGGGGAUCGAAUCAUGUCCAGUGGCAUGGAUCAUUCGCUUAAACUGUGGCGUCUCAAUAAGCCAGAUAUUAAGGAAGCUAUCGAGCUGAGCUCGAGCUUUAAUGCCAGUAAAAAUACGGCUCCAUUUCCAACAAUCAAAGAGCAUUUUCCGGACUUUUCAACACGCGACAUUCACCGCAAUUAUGUUGACUGCGUGCAGUGGUUUGGAGACUUUGUCUUUUCCAAGUCAUGCGAGAAUUCGAUUGUCUGCUGGAAACCGGGAAAACUGUCCGCGCAUUGUCACGAGGCUAAACCACAGGAUUCCACCACAGUUCUCCAUCAUUUUGACUACAAAAUGUGCGAGAUUUGGUUUGUACGCUUUGCAUUUAAUGCCUGGCAAAAGGUGCUGGCUCUUGGCAACCAGCUGGGCACAACGUUUGUCUGGGAGCUUGACUCCAAUGAUCCCAAUUUGACCAAGUGCAGUCAACUUGUGCAUCCUAAAUGCACAUCAACCAUACGACAAACAUCAUUUUCCAAGGAUGGAUCUGUAUUAAUUUGUGUCUGUGAUGACAGCACAGUUUGGCGCUGGGAUCGUGUUAAUUAAGCUUACAUUUUCUAUACGUACUUGUAUUUAUUUAUAUGCAUAUUUUAAACAUUAAUAUUGACCAGUUCAGAGCUGAAACGU
This is a messenger RNA of Drosophila innubila, 1523 nucleotides long. RefSeq names its product polycomb protein esc (gene escl). Gene Ontology annotation, biological process: negative regulation of transcription by RNA polymerase II. The record is from RefSeq and is a predicted model, not a curated record. Gene Ontology annotation, cellular component: ESC/E(Z) complex. Gene Ontology annotation, molecular function: protein binding; nucleosome binding. The transcript has 3 exons. The coding region runs from base 66 to 1442 and encodes 458 amino acids. Lineage: Eukaryota; Metazoa; Arthropoda; Insecta; Diptera; Drosophilidae.